UCUUUUAAAACAUGCUAGGCGGUGCCCAUUACGUCACACACUUAGAUUUCGGCGAAGGUUGUUCUUGUUUGCUACAUCUAGAUCCCUACCCCCAGAGCAAUUUCGGGUUGAAACCGAACUGAGGGAAAUGGGAUUGCUUUCCAACAGAAUUGAUAGGAGCAGCCUUAAAGCAGGGGAUCAUAUAUAUUCUUGGCGCACUGCUUACGUUUAUUCUCACCAUGGUAUCUAUGUUGGUGAGAAUAAAGUCAUCCACUUCACCAGACACGGUCAAGAGGUGGGGACCGGGACUGUGUUGGAUGUCCUCCUGGUAAGCUCCGGACCCUCCCGGUCCCAUGUGCCUUGUGUCACGUGCACCCCCUCAAGAGACAGCCACGGGGUCCACUUGUCGUGCCUGGACUGCUUCCUUGCCGGCGGCAUCCUCUACCGAUUUGAAUACUCGGUCAACCCCGCUCUCUUCCUCGCAAAGGUACGUGGGGGAACUUGCUCCCUUGCAGUCCCAGAUCCGGAUGAGGAUGUGGUGCACCGGGCAAAUCACCUUCUUAGAAACGGGUUCGGGUGUUACAAUGUGUUCAAGAACAAUUGUGAGGAUUUUGCGAUCUAUUGCAAGACGGGUUUGCUCGUGGUGGAUGAGAGGAGUUCGAUGGGGCGGAGCGGGCAGGCGGUGUCUAUAAUCGGCGGGCCUCUGGCAGCUGUUUUAUCGUCACCGCUGCGGCUUGUCACGACAAAUGUGUAUGGGAUGGCAGUUAUGGCUGUUGGGGUGUAUUGUGCCAGCCGAUAUGCUGCUGAUAUUGGGACGCGUAGAGAUGUGGUGAAGGUGAGUGUGGAGGAUUUAACGGGGAGGCUAGCAACUGACAUGUAUCAGGCUUCUGUUGUGCCCAGUCUUCCUACUCUGCCUGCUACAAGCUGAUGUGUUUCUGGGCGCAUGUGUGUAAGAUAUUAUGAUAUCUGUAGUCCUUCACAACUACAUCUUUGAUACGGACAGUUAUUUGUGACGGUUUGUAUGCAAAUGAUAACAAUUAACCAAAAUUUCUAUACUGAGUGUUUCUUUUGGAGUUUUUCUGCUACCUAUAGCAUAUAUUACUAAAUCAAAAGUGAUGAACAAAAAAAUGACUGACAUUGUGCUGACCGGUGACAGCACCACUAAAAAUUGUCGCUCAUAUUAGAAAUGGUCAUUAAUAUGUCACUAUUUCUUUAUUUGUUUUUAAUGUUUCAGCCAAUCCCUCAAGCCAAUAUAUGCUGUUUUUAGUGGCGUUUAUCAGUUCAUUAUAUCCAAGUGAAGCUAAAAUUGAUAUUAGUAUGAUGUGAAAGAUCAUAAAAAGUUGG
Cuscuta europaea is the source of this 1323-nucleotide messenger RNA. The record is from the annotation of a GenBank genome assembly. Lineage: Eukaryota; Viridiplantae; Streptophyta; Magnoliopsida; Solanales; Convolvulaceae.